Molecule: messenger RNA, 879 nt
Organism: Plutella xylostella (diamondback moth)
Lineage: Eukaryota; Metazoa; Arthropoda; Insecta; Lepidoptera; Plutellidae
Source: RefSeq, a predicted model, not a curated record
AAUGCUGAAAAAACGAUUGAUUUGAUAAUCAUUAACCCUUUGAAUGCCAAUGGUACCUACCUUGUAUCACUGGUAUCAACUACGCAAUAUUGCGUAGUCAACAUUCAAUUAGUAAAGAAUCUAACAAGUCCCGUGUUUGCAGUGCGACUAAUAAGAUCAGAGAUCAGCGGCAAGAUCCAGGCGGUGUACCAGGGCUACACGUACUAUUGCAACUACCGAGCCAUCAAGAGCUCGCGCUGGAGCUGCACCAAGUACCCCAAGUGCAAGGCGUCUCUCGUCAUCGGCAUGAAGAUGAACAUCAUCAAGGGGAAGACGUUCCACAACCACGAGCUCAAGAGUACCUUACCGAAGAUACUGACGGCAAAGUCCUUCCACGAUGAAUUGUUCGGCUUAUAGCCCUGGAAGAAAUAAGUUAGUAAGAAAUGUUAUUGUCUCGGCGUUUUCAGUUGUGGUAAGCCGUGAGCAUUCAAAUAGUUGGCCAUUGAAGGCCAGUCAGAAAGUUCAAUUCAAUUCAUGUAUAAAUGUAAAAUUAUACCUCCAGCAAACCAAAAAGUUAACUAUUGUAUUGGGGCAAACGAAUAAAUACAGUUACGGCCAGGAAAAAGUUCCACCUGCCAAUAUGUGUAAGUUUUUCAUUGCUCGUGAGUGUUAUAUUAUGAAGCUAUGCUGCUUUAUUGCUUGAAUAUUUUUAUAAAUUUAUUCGGUGCACCACAACAAUGAAAAUCGUCUGUACCUCAGAAGAUCACGAAGUUGUAAAUAUAAUUAUGUUCCGGUGAAGUACCGGUUAGGUAGGUAACGUGAAACGUACUAUUUUGUUAAUAAUAAUAAACACUGUAUAUUGUUGUACAUAUAUUAAUAAAACUAUGACGAAAUACCUGA